This is a messenger RNA of Zophobas morio, 1515 nucleotides long. RefSeq lists its product as uncharacterized. Gene Ontology annotation, biological process: DNA integration; DNA recombination. Gene Ontology annotation, molecular function: DNA binding. The record is from RefSeq and is a predicted model, not a curated record. NCBI's taxonomy places the organism in Eukaryota, Metazoa, Arthropoda, Insecta, Coleoptera, Tenebrionidae. The transcript has 2 exons. The coding region runs from base 329 to 1468 and encodes 379 amino acids.
GAGAAAUGGAGAGACUUUUAUGUGUUGUCAAAAGCUGUAGCACAAUCAAUUAUUACGUUGUGUUUUUUCUACUCCCCUAUUUAAGACCUUCUUUAGCGAACGUAAAUGCACGGCGCGCUAAACCAUGCUUUAAUCACAGUUUCAUGGCUUUGACUCAUUAAACACGGGUCGAAGAUGCGUUCGGACUCGUUAAUCACGUCUCGAGUGCGUUCGACGGUUUUCGUGUUCAUUAAGCAGGACUCGACUAAAAACAAUCUGAAAUCAAGUGAGUGUUCAAUAGUGACGUGGCAUUUAUUUAUCACGAGUGGUUAAAAUAAAGUCCGUUUUGAUGGAGAUGGAUGCAGAAAUUGAUGACAAAGAAGGCAUUCUCAUGGAUCCUCCGCUCGACAUCAAAGAGGAAGUAGAAACAGCAACUACCAGUUUGCUUCCCGUAAAAUCGGGAGGACAGUACGAGCGCGCGUAUAAGCAGUUUAUGGACUGGCGUCGUGAAAGAGACGAUAAUUCUUUCUCUGAGAAUGUCCUGCUCGCGUACUUCCAGAGACUUUCUAAAAAUAUGAAACCAUCCUCCUUGUGGGCGAUUUACUCGAUGCUGCGAACGACAAUAAAUCUAAAACACAAUAUUGAUAUAAAAACCUAUACUAAGUUGUGUGAAUUUUUAAAACGCAUGUCAGCUGGAUACAAACCUAAAAAGUCAAAAAUUUUGACACCCCAGCAAAUUAAAGAAUUCUUAUCAACUGCGCCAGACGAAAAAUACCUAUUUAUAAAGGUGGGAUUAAUUUUUGGAAUAAUGGGGGCUUGCCGGAGAGACGAGUUAAUGAAAAUCGAGGUAAAUCAUGUUGAAGAUCUCAAGUCCGCACUUCUAGUUCACAUUCCUGAUACAGAAAGUAAGCCUGGACGUCAGUUUGUUAUUGGUGGUAAUUUCUAUCACAUUUGCAAAAAAUACAUGGAUCUUCGUCCUCCACAACUAGUAAAUGUUACACGUUUUUUCCUGAACUAUCAACGAGGGAAGUGCACGAAACAGCCCAUUGGAAUAAAUAAAUUUGGCACUCUCGCUAGUCAAGUGGCGACUUUUCUAAAACUGCCCAAUCCGACUUGUUAUACCGGUCAUUAUUUGAGACGAGCAUCGGCAAAGCGCCGUGGAGGAUGGCGUUCAACCUCAGUUGGAGAGAGCUAUACAGACCAUUCUCUAAAUAAUAAAAAUCAAACUGGCAAUAGAAUCUUGAAUAUUGUAGGAAAGGCUGAAAAUGUUAACAAAGACAACAGUGAUAACGCUGAUAAUACUAAUUUUGAGAUAUGUGGGUCUGCAGUUAUUAAUUUUGAAGUUAGUGAAAGUACAGUACAAACUCUAAAUCAACCAGCUGAAAAUGAAACAAAAUUUGACUGCAAAAACUUGGGGAAAGCAACGAUUUCUUUUAAUAAUUGCCAAAAUUUCUCCAAUGUGACCAUUAAUGUCUACUUACCUAAGUAAAAAAAGUUACAAAAAUGUGUAAUGUUCCUAAUGUCUACAAUUCCUAA